CCAACCACGUGAAUAAUUCAAAUACACGAGGAUAAUGUGAAAGAAUCAUAAAAUAUGUUUUCCUAACAAUAAACGAAGCCAUAAGAAUUGAAAAAUUACGAUCCAGAUAUCUAUAUUUUUAUUAAACUUCUUGACGUAACUUCUUAAAAGCGGUUUAUUGACUGGUAGCUGUUUCUAAGAGCUGGAGAUUUGAAGCUAUAUAUCAUGGGUGGUAUUUAAAGAAAAGACGUCGGGCUUUUCCUCUUUUGACACAUAAGAAAGAUUAUUUGGUUUCCACGAGGCGAGGUCUAGGUUGGCCAAGAUGGCUGCCAUAGUAACGGAUACUAUUAACUUUGAGCAAGAAGGUGACAUAAGCAGAAAAACAAAGCUGACCAACAUGACUUCAUUAUUUUUCAAAACUGCUGUAUUGUCGUUCCUGGUAUUCACAACGUAUCUUCUGUUUCGUAUCGAACGAGAGCAAACUGCAUUGAACGUCAAACGAGGCAUGGCGUUGAUAAAACACAGACACGGUCACGGACCACCACAGAUGCUGCACGAUUCGCUUUAUGACAUUGAUGACGACGAUGAUGAUGCCGAUGAAAAAGAUGCUGCUAUUUUUGAUGUUUUGCCUCAUCGUACAUCUUGGAGUGAAUGGAGCCGAUGGAGCCGAUGUAGCAGCCGGAAGUACUGUGGAGAAGGAAACCAGUAUCGUAAACGUACAUGCAUCUUGGAAGAUAGCAAGGGAUUUUGUACUGGAGUAUCUAUGGAGUCACGUGAUUGCCCAGAUACCUCUUGUGUCCGAGAUAACCAUCGAACCCCAGGUUUAGCCGACGAAUCUCCUGCAGCAGAAACCUCAUUCAUCGCCCAAGAAUGUAAUGCAACAACCAAGUACUACGCGAGGGGAAAGCAAGCAGAAAAUAUCCCCCAAGAUGUCUUUAAUCUUUAUCCUUCUGCAAAAAGACUCUUGACUAGUGGAUUCUUUGCUGUGCAGGAGAUUCCUAAGGUUCUUUCCUCUGAAGAAAACAUAACCAAGGUGUGCUUCGAACCUCUUGGCUCGUGGAACUUACGUUCCAUUCGCAAAGCAUUCCACUUGAACCGCUACACGAAAGCUUCCAUCAAAAACAUGAAUUCCAAUCAUCUUAUUGGAAUUACUAUAGGGCUGAAGCCUGAUGGGACCCUUUACGGAAUAAACGUCGCUACGGGAACACCAGGAGCUAUGUAUAGUAUCAUGUACUACCGGAGAUUCCGAGGGAGAAGCUUUCACGAAGAUUAUUUAACGUUCUAAUUUAAGCGAUCAAUAAGACCGAUGAACUGUUUUGUAAAAAURAGCAGCUUUAUUUAUAAGAGAUGGAAGAUUAUUUAACGUUCUAAUUUAAGCGAUCAAUAACACCGAUGAACUGUUUUGUAAAAAUAAGCAGCUUUAUUUAUAAGAGAUGGAAGUUUAAUAAGUGCAGUCUAGAUAAGUUUGGA
This is a messenger RNA of Actinia tenebrosa (Australian red waratah sea anemone), 1449 nucleotides long. RefSeq lists its product as uncharacterized. The record is from RefSeq and is a predicted model, not a curated record. NCBI's taxonomy places the organism in Eukaryota, Metazoa, Cnidaria, Anthozoa, Actiniaria, Actiniidae.